Bactrocera neohumeralis is the source of this 2909-nucleotide messenger RNA. It is a transcript of the gene SmydA-3, whose product is annotated as SET domain-containing protein SmydA-8. The transcript has 4 exons. NCBI's taxonomy places the organism in Eukaryota, Metazoa, Arthropoda, Insecta, Diptera, Tephritidae. The record is from RefSeq and is a predicted model, not a curated record. Bases 1269 to 2804 code for a protein of 511 amino acids. Gene Ontology annotation, molecular function: protein binding.
GCAGUGACUGUAAAUAAUAGAUAUAACACUUCCUACUUAUUAAAAUAUGUAUACUUUGAUCCAAUGUUAGCAGUUUUGGAAUUACAAGAAAUAAAGGGUAUCUGAAUUUCACUAAGAAAUCUCUCAGAUUGAUCAACAUAUAAUGUAAAAAUCAAGCGGAUGUUUGAUAAUCCAUAUAUUAAGAAAAUGGGAACUAAAGAAGGUAUUAACCUGAUUUUUCCAUUUUAGACAAGAGCAUACAUUUCAUUAAGAUUUCUUAAACAUUGACCGAUAAAUGCGGUAUGAAAUCAACCGGAAGUGCAAAGAUAUUUAAAUUAGUUAAAUGAAGGAUAAUAGAAGUCUUGACCCGAUUUUACCCAUUCUUGGCAAGCUGUCAUCACAAAAAUAUUUUCCCCAAAUUUCAAUACUAGACCUCACAGAUUGACCGAAAUGUUCGGGGAAAAAUCAGGUACAGGAUUAAAGGGAUGUCCAACUUAUUCCAGUGUGAGAGCGCCUCAAAAUUAGCGUUUUUUUAACAUUUUCCAUUAUGAUUAUAUCGGACAAAAUAAUUGCUUUGAGCAUUUAAAUAAAAAUCGCCAACAUUUAUUAUGAUAAAAAAUUACUAAAUAGAGAUCGUUUAAUAUAUAGUAUGAAGAAACUAUUUAAACCACUUUCAGCGGUCAAAGUUCAGGAAGUUUUGACGUUAAGCAAUUGCUCUCUCACUUCCAAUCAGAAAUGAGUUGGACAUCUCUUUAUCUCUGUCAGCUAUAUGCACUGGAAUACACAUACUGCCUUUCGUGUCUAGGUCAUUGAAAAGUUAUAGCCCGAUUUUAACAAUUUUUGGAAGUAUGUAAGAUGAAAUGUCUUAAGGGAACUUUGUUCAAUUUGUACAUUUGCUCCUAUAAAGCAACAUAGUCUCUUAAAAAGCAAAGUUAUUCAGAAUGGUCCGUACAGCAUUUCCGACAUACGCGGUUUUUCAGUUUUUUGGCUCCCUUUAAUUCAUCCCGCUCUAAUGUACAUAGCUCAAAAUACUAAACACAUAGGAUAAGUGUAUAAUUUUUUGAUACAAGUAAAAAUAAAUAUAUAUACUAAUGCUCGUACUAGGCGUUUCAACUUAAAAUCUAUCUAUUAAAAUUAUUCUCUACGCCAAACAUACAUAUACUCGUACACAUGAAGAUACAUAUCCCUCCAUUAUACCCGUCUACAUUGCUACAAAAUUCACUACUCAAAGCGGCUCGGAACUGCUGGCAAAUUUUUUUAGUCACCCUAAAAGAAUUUUAGUCAAUGAAAUGGAGACGUCAAAAGCACUUCACAAUUUACUGAAUCGUACAGUCGUGCGGAGCAAUUCAAUUUAUGGACGUUAUUUGAUAGCGAAAAGUGAUACAAAAGCAAAUGAAUUGUUAGUGGAAGAGUUACCUUUGGUACAUGGCCCAAAAUGUAAUGGACCGACAGUGUGUCUGGAGUGCUAUGCUCCAGUGAAUUUAGAAGGCUGUAUAGCGGAUCAAUAUUGUUCGAAAUGCAGUUGGCCGUUGUGCUCCAAUUGCUCUGAUAGAGGUGCGUUUUACCAUUACGGUUGGGAGUGUUCAGUAUUUUCUCAGGCAAAAGCGAAAUUUUAUCCCGUGCAAAGCGAUGCAAAGGGGUGUCCACAAUUGGAUUGUAUAACAGUGUUAAGGGUUCUUCUUGUCAAGGAAUCUGAUCCAGAUCGAUGGGAGCGUGAAAUCGCACCAAUGGAGUACCACAACGAGGAACGCCGAAAAAUUGUUGAUGUUUGGAAUGCAGAUUUUGUAAAUAUCGCACAGUACCUUCGAGGACCAUGCCGUUUGGCCGAACGAUUUUCUGAAGAUCUUAUUAUGCAAACAGUGGGUAUUUUGGAAGUUAAUGCAUUUGAAGCGCGAACAACACUGGGAUAUGCACUGCGUUGUUUAUACCCAAUCACUGGAAUAUUAGCGCAUAAUUGUGUACCAAAUACAUUUCGUACAAUACAUCCAAGUGAAGGCUUCAAGAUCCGCCUAAGGGCCAUGUGCAAUUUAAACGAGGGCCAACAGUUGCAGCACUCUUAUACAUACACUUUGAAUGGCACUUCCCAACGACAGGAACAUUUAAAGAAUGGUAAAUUCUUCACUUGCGAAUGCAAACGUUGCAAAGACCCCACCGAGUUGGGUACAAAUUUUAGCACGUUCAAGUGUAGUAAAUGCGAAGAAGGGUGGUUGCUGUCAACUAAUCCAAUAGAUCCUUCCUGCUACUGGAAAUGCACGCUUUGCACCUUUCAAACAUCUAAUAAUGCUAUACAGAAAGCACUAUCUGUAAUGCAAUCCGAAGUUGCCACAUUACAAGCAAUGGAUCCCAGUCCUCAGAAAUUACAAGAAACAGAAAAGCUAAUGAGAAAAUAUCGUGUAGUUGUACACCCUCUACACUUCAUACAAAUAGGAUUGCGUCAAAAUCUUAUCGAAAUGUAUGGUCGUGUUGCAGAAUAUGAAUUAUCUGAAUUGCCCGAUGUUAUGCUUGAACACAAAGAAGAGCUAUGUCGACAAGUAUUACAUGUUUUAAAUGUCUUUGAACCGGGGUUGAGUCGAACACGUGCUAUGAUGCUAUACGAGUUGCAUGUACCAUUAGUAUUAUUGGCCAAGAGUGGUUUCAUAAGCGGCGUCCUAACAGCGGAUGCAUUAAAGCUUAAACUUCUUGACGUUAUUGCUAUUCUAAAUGAUUGUGUGGACAUACUACAAUACGAAGAUCCAGAGACACAAGAGGGAAAUUUAUAUAAAGUAGCACAGCAAGCGAAGAAUCAGCUGACACAAAGUGUGGAAGGUUUAACAGUCGCUGAAUGACAUUGUUGCCACAUAUUUUACUUAAAUAAAGUAUCCCAUGUAUAUAAUAUAAAAAGGGUUACAUUAAUAAUAAAUCAAAGUUCUAUUUAUGUAUGUAAAAAUUAA